AACACAAAAAAAAAAAAAAAAAAACAUGAUCCUAGCUAGCUCAAAGUGGCUGGCUGUUCUUGUAAUAAUAGAUAAAAAUUGAAUCUUUCGACUAAAAACAAAAGUUGUAUCUUCUUCUUCUUCUUAUGUAGGAGGAGACAACAAAAAUCCUCCGUUGACGGUCCAACACACUCUAUUCGAAAAUGUCACCGAAUCGUAAUCUUCUCCUUCUCUUAUUGAUGUUCUUGUCUUUAUCUAUCACUUCGUCUCUGUCAUCUCCGUCACCGGCUGAUUCUCCUCCUUAUCUAUGGCCGUUGCCGGCGGAGUUUUCGUUCGGAAACGAGACCCUCUCGGUGGAUCCCGCCGUGGCUCUAAUCGCAGCUGGGGAUGGCGGUGGAUCUCCGAUUGUUAGAGCUGCGUUUGAGAGGUAUAUGGGGAUGAUCUUUAAGCACGCCUCUGGUAGAGCUUCUCUGUUGGCGAGGAUUAGGUUUCUGAGAAUGGUUGAGUAUGAUAUCACUUCUUUGAAGAUCGUUGUUCACUCUGGUUCUGCGGAGCUUCAAUUGGGUGUGGAUGAGAGUUACACAUUGAUGGUUUCGAAGAAGGAUGAGCAAUCCAUUGUUGGAGCAGUCACGAUUGAGGCUAAUACAAUCUAUGGUGCUCUUAGAGGAUUGGAGACAUUUAGCCAACUGUGUGCCUUUGAUUAUUUAACCAAAUCUGUGCAAAUAUAUAAAGCACCCUGGUAUAUUCAAGACAAGCCUAGAUUCCAAUACCGUGGCCUGCUAAUAGAUACGUCAAGACAUUAUUUGCCAAUUGAUGUUAUUAAGCAAAUAAUUGAAUCAAUGUCCUUCGCUAAACUUAAUGUCCUGCAUUGGCACAUUGUAGACGAGCAAUCAUUUCCUCUUGAAACUCCUACAUAUCCUAAUUUGUGGAAAGGAGCUUAUUCAAGAUGGGAACGUUAUACUGUUGAGGAUGCUUCUGAAAUUGUCAGAUUUGCCAAAAUGAGAGGUAUUAAUGUCAUGCCUGAAGUAGAUGUCCCUGGCCAUGCGGAAUCGUGGGGGACUGGAUACCCUGAUCUUUGGCCCUCUCUGUCUUGCCGAGAGCCCCUUGACGUUACUAAAAAUUUUACAUUCGAUGUGAUUUCUGGCAUUUUGGCAGAUAUGAGAAAGAUAUUCCCAUUUGAGCUAUUCCACUUAGGUGGUGAUGAAGUUAAUACGGAUUGCUGGAAAAACACAACUCAUGUUAAAGAAUGGCUUCAGGGUCGCAACUUCACGACUAAGGAUGCAUAUAAAUACUUUGUACUCCGAGCGCAACAGAUAGCUAUUUCGAAAAAUUGGACACCUGUCAACUGGGAAGAAACAUUCAGUUCCUUUGGAAAAUAUCUUGAUCCCCGGACUGUGGUGCACAAUUGGCUAGUGUCUGAUAUAUGUCAAAAAGCGGUAGCAAAAGGAUUCAGAUGCAUUUUCAGUAACCAAGGAUAUUGGUACCUUGACCAUCUAGAUGUUCCGUGGGACGAGGUUUAUAACACCGAGCCUCUACAUGGGAUCAAUGAGACUUCUCAGCAAAAGCUUGUAAUUGGAGGAGAAGUUUGCAUGUGGGGUGAAACAGCUGAUACAUCCGUUGUCCUUCAGACUAUUUGGCCACGUGCUGCAGCAGCUGCAGAACGGAUGUGGAGCACCAGAGAGGCAGUGUCAAAGGGGAACAUAACGUUAACCGCAUUGCCACGUCUACACUACUUCAGAUGUCUACUGAAUAACCGCGGGGUUCCAGCGGCUCCAGUUGAUAACUUUUACGCGCGAAGACCGCCAUCGGGACCUGGCUCUUGCUAUGCUCAGUGAUCCAAAACAUUUCUUCUCAUUGUAUAUGUAAUGUCUCUCUUGUCUGAAAUAUGGUUGUUGCAUUUGUUAUUCUUAACUGAGUGCUUCUCUUAAUUUCUCAAAUCAAAGUUGGCUUUCCUUUUUUUUUC
Messenger RNA from Camelina sativa (false flax), 1942 nucleotides. The record is from RefSeq and is a predicted model, not a curated record. Lineage: Eukaryota; Viridiplantae; Streptophyta; Magnoliopsida; Brassicales; Brassicaceae.